CGGGAUUAGCCUCCUGAGCUAACGGUGCUAUGUUGUCAUUCAGCCCGAUGUGAUGGUGUCCGCCGCCACGCCCUUGUGUGAGGAGAGCGAUGCGAUUGGGCGAACUGGCGUGAGACGUCAUGGUAAACCGCGCUGCUAUUGGGCGUAAAAGUCACCACGCCUCUCUGUCGUCACGCACGGGGCGGGGCCUUUUAAAGCCACACUUCCACACCACGCUGAGUGGGCAGAAUGUGUCCACCACGCCGGUGUUAGCAAACAGCUCCUCAGCAGCUCCUCUGCAGAUCCUCGGCAGAUCCAGCCUGAAACACAGGGAUCUGACGAGUCGGGUCAGGUGCAGAACAACAGACACCACCCAGCAACUCACUCUCACACGUACAGUGAAAGCAUGGAAGGCUCGCCAGAGGCUAAAAGCCGCUGAGUGGAUCUGAAAGCACAUGGACUUUUUGUAGGAGCUCCCAUCUCAUCUAGUGCAGUUUGUCACUAAACGCUUCCCCUAGUGAGUAUCCACAUCUGCCUGUGCCACGCAGACAUGGCAGGCAGGGGCCGAGGAGUCGCUGCCUUCUCCUUCAACCUCGAGGCCCUGGGCAUCGGCAGGGGCAGCAUGCCAGAGGCCAGGGUGGGGCCCAAGCCACUGUUUCCAAACACAGACUUUAAACCAGUGCCGCUGAAAGUUGGCGAAGAUGAGGACUACAUGUUGGCCCUGAAACAGGAGAUGAGGGGAACCAUGCAGCGGCUGCCGCACAACAUCAAGCCUCUGUGCAAUAAAGCAGAAGUGGAGCGAUACACGGAGCGAUACCUGAAGAAGAGCAAGGUGGUGGAUGAAGAAUGGAUUCCAGACUGGAACCUUUUUCCCAAAGAACUGAUGCCCCAGAAGAAAAAACCCCGGGCUAAAGCAGUUGCGAAGAAAACAACGAAGGUGUCAAGCAAAGACUCAGCGGACAUCAUGACUAAAUUAGAUGAACUGGCAAAGAAAGACGACGGGAACGCAGAAAAAUCUGACGAAGAGAAUGAGAAGGAUAAGGAGAAGAAGAAGAAUGAAGAUGAAGAGGAAGAAAUUGAGGCGGAAGAAUACGAUGAAGAGGAUGUUGAAGAGGAAAACGACUAUAUAGAUAACUAUUUUGACAACGGUGAAGAUUUUGCUGCAGCCAGUGACGACAAUAUGGAUACUGAAGCGACAUACUGAGACAACACAACAAGACCUUGCAAACCAAGCAAGUGUUCAACUGUUGGAGCAAAUGAUCACUGUGAUUAUUCCUAUUGGUUACAUAAUGUAGAUAAGUUGAAAUUGCUAUUCAGCCGAGUGAUCGUUUAGUUUGCAGUAGUUUUUUUUUGCGUGUGUGUGCGUGUGAGUUUUGAGAAGCAAUGUUUCCUUAAUGACUUCUGUAAAUGAGAAAUGCCAAACUAUGUGCAUACUGGCAAUAAUUUAUUCAAAAUAGAUUUAUUUAUUAUCCAGCCUGUAGCACUCUUCCACAGGCUGAAAGGCACAUACUGUCAACAACACAAACUGCUUUGUCAUAAAAUAUGAACACAGUGAUGAAAUAAAAGGGCUAUAUAACAAAGUCUGAAAUUACAUAAUUACAAGUAUGAGUCAUUGUGGGAAUACUGUGCAUUU
Limanda limanda (common dab) is the source of this 1612-nucleotide messenger RNA. It is a transcript of the gene polr3g, whose product is annotated as polymerase (RNA) III (DNA directed) polypeptide G. The record is from RefSeq and is a predicted model, not a curated record. Gene Ontology annotation, biological process: transcription by RNA polymerase III. Lineage: Eukaryota; Metazoa; Chordata; Actinopteri; Pleuronectiformes; Pleuronectidae. The transcript is spliced from 8 exons. Bases 530 to 1183 code for a protein of 217 amino acids. Gene Ontology annotation, cellular component: RNA polymerase III complex.